Molecule: messenger RNA, 2130 nt
Organism: Peronospora farinosa
Lineage: Eukaryota; Oomycota; Peronosporomycetes; Peronosporales; Peronosporaceae
Source: the annotation of a GenBank genome assembly
AUGAAUUCGGACAGUCGGACACCCGUUCUUCGACACGUCUCGUCUUCGAAUCACACGCCUUUAAGUUUGGACGGAUCGGAGACCACAGCGGUGCUAGGUGCCCCCAUGUCCCGCAAUGACCUCGGCUGCAGUCGUGCACUCGACCAAAACGGAUUGUUGUCACCCGGCACUUUGUACGGGAACUUGGACACUUUGAAAGGACCGGCGCCGCACACCUUUAGUAACAACAGCUUGCCAGUGAAGCCCAAGGUUGCGUUAUUUGAUCAGAACUCGGAGCUGUCGACGGAGGGAUUCCGCCAACGUGCGGCACUACAGACGUGCUCCAUCAGUUGGCAGCAUAUUUCGUACUUCAUUCAGCCCAAGGAGACGCUACUAGGACGUUUUCGUAACAACAGCAAGCGCGGAUCAGGGCUGUCCGGACUUGAGGCACAGCUCGAGAGACAACAGCCUCGCAAGAUUCUCAGCAAUGUAUGGGGUCGAUCGGGACCGGGAGAGUUAACUGCCAUUUUAGGACCUUCGGGUGCAGGUAAAACCACGUUGCUUGGUAUGCUUGCCGACCGAGUGCCGUCAGGGGACUCGGGUGUGCACUUGGAAGGUCUCGUGGAAGUGAAUGGCCAACCUCGUGACCUCCGCACGUUCCACUCUAUCAUGAACUACGUAUCCGAAGAGAUGGCUUUCCUUGGAGCAUUCACAGUGUUGGAGACCCUACAGAUCGGUGCUGGGCUGAGUUUGCCCGGACACAUGCCCCCCGUGCAGCGAGAGGCUCGUGUUCAAGAUGUGAUCGACGCGAUGGGAUUGCGAUCAUGCGCUAACGCCCGAGUGGGCGACAUAUUCCACAAGGGUAUUUCGUCCGGUCAACGCAAACGUCUUGGCAUUGCUCUGGAAUUGCUUUCGGACCCUGCUUUGCUGCUUCUUGAUGAACCGACUUCUGGUUUAGAUUCGUCUUCCGCUCGUGGUGUCAUGCAGUACAUUGAGCGUUUGUGUCAAGAAGGUGGUAAGAACGUUGUGUGUACGAUCCACCAGCCUUCGUCUUCCAUCUACGGCAUGCUUACCAAUCUGAUCAUUCUCAGUGGUGGCGAGCUGGUGUACAGUGGACCUACUAGUGCUGCCAUUCCUCACUUUUUUUCCAUGGGAUACGUGUGUCCGAUGUACACGAACCCGGCCGAAUACUUUGUUCAUUUAGUGAACACAAACUUUCACGACGGAUUGAAGCUGGAACCGUUCACCCGUGCACUAAAGGAAAGUGCUGAACCACAGCGUCUUCGUGCUGAUGUUGUUCAAGAUCGAUCUCGACGUGAGCACCUCACUAACCCCGAACUGCUCAAAGCCAUGCGACCGUGGCCGAUGGACCAGUUUGUUGUGUUGCUCAAACGUAAUAUGACCAACAACUGGAGGCAUCCGGGUGUGUUCUGGCUGCGUGUGCUCAUGUACGUGUUGCUGUCCUUGAUGGUGGGCACCAUGUAUUUGAGUUCCAACGCCGAAAUCAAGGACACGUCCAUCGUGCCGCUGCUCUUCUACGUGCAAGCUUUCCUGGUAUUCAUGUCCGUCGCCGCUCUUCCGGCUUUAUUGGAGCACCGAGCAGUCAUGGAACGAGAAAUGCGAGCAUAUGCAUUGUCACUCACGGGUUACACGAUGUCAAACCUGCUGGCUUCGUUACCGGGCAUUUUCCUCAUUUCUGUACUGGCAUCCGUCAUCGUGGUGUUCCUGGCUCAUGUGUACACGUUUUCUACGUUCCUUUUGAACUUGACAUUGUCACUCAUCGCCGCUGAGUCUCUGAUGCACUUGAUUGGUGCUGCUGUGCCUCACUACAUCAUGGGUAUUGCGUUGGGAGCUGGUCUCUUCGGUAUGUUCAUGCUUUGCGAAGGCUUCAUGGUGCCGUUUUCGGAUAUGCCCGUGUACUGGAAAUGGGGUUAUUACAUCGCCUUUCACACGUACUCGUUCGAGUCUUUCAUGUAUGAGCAUUUUUCUAGGGUGAACACGGCUGAGGCGUGGAAAAUUCUCCAAAACUACGGCAUGGAGAAAGUGAACAUCUGGCAGGACAUGAUCAUUUUGGCAUGUUACUCGGCUGUAUUGCAAAUUCUCGUCAUUGGUGUGCUAACCCUCCGAUUUAGUCGGCACCGCCGCCGCUAG